Messenger RNA from Fusarium vanettenii 77-13-4, 756 nucleotides. RefSeq lists its product as uncharacterized. The record is from RefSeq and is a predicted model, not a curated record. Gene Ontology annotation, cellular component: nucleosome. Gene Ontology annotation, molecular function: DNA binding; structural constituent of chromatin; protein heterodimerization activity. Lineage: Eukaryota; Fungi; Ascomycota; Sordariomycetes; Hypocreales; Nectriaceae. The coding region runs from base 1 to 756 and encodes 251 amino acids. The transcript has 3 exons.
AUGCUCUCAGGAACAGCGGUACUUGAGCAAAACCAUGAACAGCCAACCGGAACCCGUAGCCCCGGUAGUUGCCAUAAUGCCAAGCGAAGCGCUGGAAGGCAAACUUAUGCUGUGGCCCCACGCCUCACUCUCAAGGGCCAAAACGGGCCAGGACGGCACAGUUCUUGUAUAGGAGGCGGACAGCUCAAUUUGCCCUCAAAGGGGAAUGACGGUCCUAUUUAUUCUAGACGUGAUUUCGCGCGAGAUCUCCGCGCUUUGCUGCUCACGACCUUGCUUAACGUUGUUUUCAGCUCCCUGCGCUGCUACAUUGAUCCACCACGAGCAAUCAUUCAAAAAGCCCUAUCAUGCCUCCUCGACGGAAAAGAGGUCGGCCGGCCGGGUCGAGAACAGGACGCGGCGACGUUCAAGGAACCAGCUGGCGAUCCAGUGCCGAUACGGGCAAGGCGGCGUUUACGACCAGGCACCGGUGCCCUUCAAGAGAUUAGGGCAUAUCAAGACACGACAGAUCUCUUACUUAACACACUUCCAUUCGCGAGACUUAUCAAGGAGAUCGGCGUUAACAUGCGACCGGCAGGCGAAAAUUUCCGCUGGCAAACGCAGGCCAUACAAGCACUGCAAGAGAUGGCUGAAGCCUACUUAGUUAGUCUUUUCGAAGAUGCCAAUCUUUAUGCUAUCCAUGCCAAGCGGGUUACUUUAAUGCUUAGAGAUUUCCAACUUGCGCGAAGAAUUCGCGGCAAAUACAGCAGCCCUCUCUAG